AGGUUCUUCUGGACCUUGCUGUGUGACCUUGGGCUAGUACUGCCCCUCUCUGAGCCUUAACUAUCUUCAUCAACUGAGUAUAGAGGUGGUCCAGCUCCUGCCUCCCUCCCCCCUCAGUACUGAGAGUACACACACCUAGCACCACGAAGCCUGGCAGUCUUUUUGCGGAGAAACCCCAGUCCCAGUCUGGGCUGGGCAGUGGUGCUGUGGCAUAAGGAAAGGAGAGAUGGGACCCAAUGGGAGUACAUAUCGAGGAUCCAGAGGCUGUCUGGUCGUUUUAGUGUCCCGGAAUUUGGGACCCUUGACACCCUUGCAGAUUGGAGAACCGAAGCUUAAGCUCUUGCCCUCCCUCCUAGAAAGUCUGGGUUGGGAGUGGGGUCUGCUGGGUCAGCAGAGGUUAGUGAGGGCCAGUUUUGUAGGCAGGGGUGAGUGUGGCCAAUCCAAGAGGUGGGACAAUGCUCUUUCGUCUUCCAUUCCUCUUCAGUAAUAGGGCACUUGCCUGUCCCCAACAAAACCCUUGCUCCUUUCUUUCCAGGACCCAGACAAGGCCUCCUAGAGGGAAGGUACUGUCUGGGGCUGCCUUGGUCACACAGUAAGUUAAAAAUCUGACAAUCUGCAGCUCAGAGACCCAAGGGGCAAAAGGUGCCCCCUGGAAGCCCUGGCACCCAUGGGAGUCAAGGUAUUGGGUGUGAAUGCCAGGGACUGAGAGAAGAUAAAUUUCUCCAUCCCUAGUUCAGGGCAGGAAUCUGUAGAUCCUCCCUCCUCUUUUGAGGAGAUCCGGGAACAGCUGACCUAGGGGCUAGCCAGGACCAGCAUUUUAUUCUGCUUUUCUGCUUGGCUUGUGUGGAUCAUUUCUGGAAUGGCUAACGUCUCUUUCUAGUCUAGUCGUCUCUGUGGGGUGUCUCACAGCUGUUCAAGGGUUGUGGACAUUAGAGACCAGGCCCAGGCAGAGGAGGGGCAGGGGCUGUACUCAAGGUUAAGCCUGUCUCUGGAAGCUACUUUUCUGGUCACAUCCUUGAUUUUAUCUCAUCUCGUGUUGUUGUCACAUGUCUCUCCUCAAUAGCUAGGCACACCUUCAUGGCCACUGUACUUAGGUACACUCCUAUCCUGGGCACUGUGUACAGAACACGAUUGGUCCACUUCCUACAGCAUCAGCCCCUAGCCAGAAAACCGAGGUCCUCCUCCAGCUUCAGCACCCAAGGAACUGGGCCCGGGUGUGUGUCAGAGCGCUUCCCUGCUCCCUGCGCCCAGCAGCCUCGGGCCGUCAUGGACAAGAUCCUGGAGGCGGUGGUGACUUCAUCGUACCCUGCAAGCGUGAAGCAAGGGCUGGUGCGGCGAGUGCUGGAGGCUCGCGCGCAGCCCGCCGCCAUCCUCCCCUGCCUCAAGGAACUGUUCGCUGUCAUCUCCUGCACAGAGGAGGAGCCACCAUCCAGCGCCUUGGCCAGUGUGGUCCAGCACCUUCCACUGGAGCUCAUGGAUGGUGUGGUUCGGAACCUCAGCAAUGAUGACAGUGUGACAGACUCCCAGAUGCUGACCGCCAUUAGCAGGAUGAUCGACUGGGUGUCCUGGCCCCUGGGGAAGAACAUUGACAAGUGGAUCAUUGCCCUUCUGAAGGGCCUGGCUGCUGUUAAGAAGUUCAGCAUCUUGAUCGAGGUUUCGCUCGCCAAAAUUGAGAAGGUCUUCUCUAAGCUGCUGUACCCCAUUGUUCGGGGAGCUGCCCUGUCUGUCCUCAAGUACAUGCUCCUGACUUUCCAGCACUCCCACGAAGCCUUCCACCUGCUCCUCCCUCACAUUCCUCCCAUGGUGGCCUCUCUGGUCAAGGAGGACUCGAACUCUGGGACCAGCUGCCUAGAGCAGCUGGCAGAGCUGGUGCACUGCAUGGUGUUUCGGUUCCCUGGCUUCCCAGACCUGUAUGAGCCUGUCAUGGAAGCCAUUAAGGACCUCCACAUUCCCAAUGAAGACCGAAUCAAGCAGUUGCUGGGGCAGGAUGCCUGGACCUCACAGAAGAGUGAACUGGCUGGCUUCUAUCCCCGGCUCAUGGCCAAAUCAGACACGGGCAAGAUUGGCUUAAUCAACUUGGGCAAUACAUGCUAUGUGAACAGUGUCCUUCAGGCCUUAUUCAUGGCUUCCGACUUUCGACAUUGUGUGCUCCGCCUGACUGAGAACAACUCACAGCCCCUGAUGACCAAGCUGCAGUGGCUCUUUGCCUUCCUGGAGCACAGUCAGAGGCCAGCCAUCUCUCCUGAGAACUUCCUCUCUGCAUCCUGGACUCCCUGGUUCAGCCCUGGGACCCAGCAGGACUGCUCAGAGUAUCUGAAGUAUCUACUGGAUCGGCUUCAUGAAGAGGAAAAAACUGGGACGAGGAUCUGUCAGAAGCUCAAGCAGUCCAGCUUGCCCUCCCCACCGGAAGAACUCCCUAGUUCCAAUGCAACAUCUGUGGAGAAAAUGUUUGGAGGCAAGAUCGUGACUCGGAUAUGCUGUCUUCACUGCCUCAAUGUUUCCUCUAGGGAGGAGGCCUUUACAGACCUCUCUCUGGCCUUCCCUCCUCCUGAGCGAUGUCGUCACCGCCGCCUGGGCUCUGUGAUGCUCCCAACAGAGGAUGUGCGAGCACAGGAGCUAGCCCUGGCUCCCAGAGCGCCAGGGGCACAGAGGCAGAGGAAGCACUGUGUCACGGGGGAUGCUCCCUGCACUGGGCUAGAUAUAGAAGGUCUGGGCACCAUAGGUUCCGGUGGACAGAGUGGGCAGGAGGAGAAGGUGGAGAGGGAGCAGGCCGGGAAGGAGAAGGCAGCAACAGAGGAGGAGCAGGAGGAGGAGGAAGGAGCAAGAGAAGAGAAAGAGGAGGGGGAAGAGAAGGAGAAAGAGAAGGAAGACGAAAAGGAAGCUGAGAACGGCAAGGAGAAGGAGGGGGACAGCUUGGGACCAGGGACCCACAGGGAUGCUGCCAUCCCGCCCAGGGAGCAGGUAUGUGGCCCUGAGGGUUCCCGCUCUGUACUAGACCUGGUCAACUACUUCCUGUCCCCUGAGAGGCUGACAGCUGAAAACCGCUACUACUGUGAGUCAUGCGCCUCUCUGCAGGAUGCAGAGAAGGUGGUGGAGCUGAGCCAGGGUCCACGUUACCUCAUCCUUACACUACUGCGCUUCUCCUUCGACCUGCGCACCAUGCGGCGCCGCAAGAUCCUGGAUGAUGUCACCAUCCCCCUCUUGCUGCGCCUGCCACUGGCUGGGGGUCAGGGUCAGGCCUAUGACCUCUGUAGUGUGGUGGUGCACUCUGGCGUAUCCUCAGAAAGUGGUCAUUAUUACUGCUACGCCCGUGAGGGUGCUGCCCGGCCGACCCCUGUCCUGGGAUCCACGGACAGGCCUGAGCCUGAGAACCAAUGGUACCUGUUCAAUGACACCCGGGUGUCCUUCUCAUCCUUCGAGUCUGUCAGCAAUGUCACCUCCUUUUUCCCUAAGGACACUGCCUAUGUGCUCUUCUACCGCCAGCGGCCCAGGGAGGGGUCCGAGGUUGAGCCUGGCUCUCCCAGAGUCCGAGCAGAGCCCACCCUCCACAAGGACCUGAUGGAGGCCAUUUCCAAAGACAAUGUCCUCUACCUGCAGGAGCAGGAGAAGGAGGCCCGGAGCAGGGCAGCUUAUAUCUCCACACUCCCUGCCCCUCCACACUGGGGCAGGGGCUUCGAUGAAGACAAAGAUGAAGAUGAAGGCUCUCCAGGGGGCUGCAACCCUGCAGGUGGCAAUGGUGACUUCCACAGACUGGUCUUCUAAAGGGAACUUGCUCCUGAGGGGUGUCACAGCCAACCUCAGAAUGGGCCAGUUCCUUCACCCAGCUCUUCCUCGAUAGGAGAAAAAGCACAGCUGAAGUCAAGCCCUUGCACCAAGAAGGGGACUGUGUUCCCUCUGCCUGACCUCUUGUUUCUUCAGGGGGUUCCUAAAACAAGGUAUGUGGGUGCCUUCACCCGCUGUGUUUCUGAGGCAUGUAGUGGAAGGCAGCAUAGCACAGCUCAGAGGUAAGAAUCUUAAAUCUUACCUUCCCCUCCCCUACCCCAAGCAAGCCACACUGGGAGAGCCCCUUCCUUCCUUCCCUAGCCUGCCUCAGUGCCUGAGAUGCUGCCAUUGCAUCCCUGUCUAGCUAAGGUCCAGAGUUCUUAUGUUACUGAAGACACUAGUCUGUCAGAAAGCCAUUGACAUUUGAGGAAGCUAGCUGGCUUGGCUCCUCUGCUAGAGUGUGAGGGCUGGGUGGGUAUGACCUGUGUAAUGCACCCAACCUCAUUGUGCCCUGAGACUACUAUAGCCCCUUCUCAGUGGAGAGAAGAAACCCGUGUUCUUAAAUAGGAAUAAAACUCGCUCCCCUGAA
Cricetulus griseus (Chinese hamster) is the source of this 4351-nucleotide messenger RNA. The record is from RefSeq and is a predicted model, not a curated record. NCBI's taxonomy places the organism in Eukaryota, Metazoa, Chordata, Mammalia, Rodentia, Cricetidae.